Sesamum indicum (sesame) is the source of this 4839-nucleotide messenger RNA. RefSeq names its product Pentatricopeptide repeat (PPR) superfamily protein. The record is from RefSeq and is a predicted model, not a curated record. Gene Ontology annotation, molecular function: protein binding; zinc ion binding; RNA binding. Gene Ontology annotation, biological process: RNA modification. NCBI's taxonomy places the organism in Eukaryota, Viridiplantae, Streptophyta, Magnoliopsida, Lamiales, Pedaliaceae.
UGAUUUGAGUGUGUUGAGGGAGAAAGGGUCUGAGCAUAAUAUUGCAGUUUUGCACGAGGACUUAUUCUUACUGUGUUUGAACAAUGAUUUAAGGAUGAUAGGUUAUCUUUCUGUCAUUUUAUCUGAGCUGAAGUUUGAAUAUCUCUUCUUAGCAGAUUCAAUAAACACUCAAAAUAGAUUCGGAUCUUGGACCAUUGGGUCUGGCUUUGAGUAUUUUUCUAGAGUACAGUAUUUGGCCUUGCCCUACACUACCCAUUGGCAAGGCCUACUUCAAUUUAAUAUUCCCAUGUCCCGCCGUUGCCAAUAUGAAGAAUGCGGCCCCCAAUUCCUUCUACUCGCAUCAGUACUUCCGGAGAACGGCGGAUAUCAGCGCAACGGCCAACCAAUAUGCCGCCAAGCUUCAGCUCUGCUUCCAGCGCGGCCCCCCUGUCUACGCUCUCGCCCCUGCCGUUCACGCCCACAUGAUUGCUUCUGGGUUCAUCCCACGUGGCCACAUACUUAACCGCCUGAUUGAUUUUUACUGCAAAUCCUCCAACUUUAACUAUGCAAAAAGACUGUUUGAUGAAAUCCCCCAACCAGAUGUGGUUGCAAGAACCACUUUAAUUGCUGCUUACUCUGCUUCCGGGAAGCCCAAGAUGGCUAGAGAGAUUUUUGACAAGACUCCACUAAGAAUUCGUGAUACUGUUUGUUAUAAUUCUAUGAUUACUUGCUAUUCCCAUAACAACGAUGGCCAUGCAGCUAUUCGACUCUUCAAUGAAAUGAGGCAAAAGGGUUUCAGACCUGAUAAUUUUACAUAUACAAGCGUACUUGGUGCUUUGGCACUUGUAGCUGAUCACGAGAGGCAUUGUCAGCAGCUACACUGUGCUGUGGUCAAGUCAGGGGCUGCAUCAAUUACCUCAGUGGUGAACGCGCUCAUAUCACUUUAUGUCAAGUGCGCAUUAUCGCCAUUUUCCUCGUCUUCUUCACUGAUGGCUUCGGCAAGGGAGUUAUUUGAUGAGAUGCUGGAAAAGGAUGAAUUAUCAUGGACGACAAUCAUCACGGGGUAUGUGAAAAAUGAAGAUCUCGAUGCUGCUAGGGAAGUUUUUGACGGGAUGGAUGAAAAGUUGGUGGUGGCAUGGAAUGCUAUGAUUUCUGGGUAUGUGCAGAAGGGUAUGGUGUUCGCGGUGUUUGAAAUGUUCAGAAAGAUGCACUCUUUGGGGAUUAAGCAUGAUGAUUUUACCUAUACCAAUGUCCUCAGCGCCUGUGCUGAUGCUGAGUUGUUUCUUCAUGGCAAGCAAGUUCAUGCGUACAUCCUGCGGACAGAGGCAAAACCUGCUCGGGAUUUCAUGAUUUCUGUGAAUAAUGCUUUGAUUACAUUGUAUUGGAAAUGUGGUAAAAUUGACCAAGCAAGAAGUAUUUUUGACUCAAUUUGCACUAAGGAUCUUAUUUCUUGGAAUGCAAUUUUAUCAGCUUAUGUUAGUGCCGGGAGAAUUCAUGAGGCAAGAUCCAUUUUUGAUCAGAUGUCUGAGAAGAACAUGUUAUCUUGGACGGUUAUGAUAUCAGGAUUGGCCCAACAUGGGUUAGGUGAAGAGGCUUUGAAGUUUUUCAACAAGAUGAAGUCAUCUGGGUUGGAACCAUGUGACUAUGCAUUUUCAGGAGCCAUUACCUCUUGUGCUGUACUUGCAGCUUUGGAACAAGGGCGCCAACUCCAUGCUCAGCUUAUCCGGCUUGGUUUUGAUUCAAGCCUUUCUGCUGGAAAUGCCCUAAUAACAAUGUAUUCUAGAUGCGGUGUCCUUGAUGCUGCGCGCAAUGUGUUUCUUACCAUGCCUUGUCUGGAUUCUGUGUCUUGGAAUGCUAUGAUAGCAGCCUUUGGACAACAUGGACAUGGUGCCGAAGCGCUAGAACAUUUUGAAUAUAUGUUGGAAGAACAGAUAUUGCCUGACCGCAUUACAUUCCUCACAGUCCUCUCUGCAUGUAGUCAUGCAGGUUUAGUUGAAGAAGGACAAAAUUAUUUCAAUUCUAUGGAGAAAGUAUAUGGCAUAACUCCUGGUGAAGAUCAUUAUGCGCGGUUAAUUGAUUUGUUGUGUCGAGCUGGAAAAUUGAUGGAAGCCAAAAAUGUGACUCAGACUAUGCCUUUCCAGCCUGGAGCACCAAUUUGGGAAGCUUUACUUGCUGGCUGUCGGCUUCAUGGUGACAUGGAUUUAGGGGUGUAUGCUGCUGAACAACUCUUUGAGAUGAUUCCGCAACAUGAUGGCACCUAUAUACUUUUGGCAAAUAUGUUCGCCUCUGCAGGCCGAUGGGGUGAAGUGGCAAUGGUUCGAAAAUUUAUGAGGGAUCGAGGUGUGAAGAAAGAGCCUGGUUGUAGUUGGCUUGAGGUUGAAAAUAAGGUGCACGUAUUUUUAGUUGAUGACACAGUGCACCCUGAGGUGCAAGCAGUUUACAGUUAUCUGAAGGAGUUGGUACUCAAGUUAAGGAAAUUGGGAUAUGUUCCGGACACUAAGUAUGUCCUGCAUGAUAUGGAGUCGGAACAGAAAGAACAUGCCUUGUCUACUCAUAGUGAGAAGCUGGCAGUUGUAUAUGGACUCCUUAAACUUCCUCGUGGCGCCACCAUUAGGAUCUUCAAGAACCUACGUAUUUGUGGGGACUGUCACAAUGCAAUCAAGUUCAUGUCCAAAGCAGAGGCUAGAGAGAUUAUUGUGAGAGAUGGAAAGAGGUUUCAUCAUUUCAAGGAUGGUGAAUGCUCUUGUGGUAAUUACUGGUGAUUGAAGAUGAUGUGGUAAUUAUAAGUGGACAAAUUGUCAUGGUUCCAAUUAUCAUUCUUGUCCUUACGGUCUUCCUCUGUCUGGAAUACUGGAGCUGCCAUGUGGAGCCCACCAAUGAGACAUGCUCAACUUACAGAAAUGGCUGAAGAUUGAGAAAGAAACUUUAUAUUCUUCUGGUGCAGCCAGAAUAUGCAGCAUCACAAAUUAGUUACAGCUCCUCGUUCAUCCAGAGCUGCAAUGGUGUUGUACCAUGGAUCAUGGCCAAAGGAACUUUUCCCUAAUUCACAUUUUUUCCCUCUUCAUAUCCUUGAUUUAUGCAUGAAACUUAGGUGCUGAACUGUUUAACUGAUGUUGACAAAUAUGUCAUAAUUGUGACUUGUACUCGUAUCUUUUACCUGUGAAAGGUUUGUAUUUAUAUACUCACAUGAAAUUUGAAAGUUUUCAAAAUAUAUUGUCUUUUUGAACAUGAAAUGAAAGUGAGGUUGACUUCUUUUUUAAAGAUGUGCACGUGGUAUUCCGUGUUGAGUAAUUCAGUGGUAUAACAUUUCAUAUCUCUGCAGUUGAUAGAUUGUGUUAUACACUUGUGAUUGCUAGUACUUCUCAUUCCUAUGUACAUGUGAUUGUAUGUUUUAUAUCAGUUCAAAGGGUACCUGUGGAAGAGCGCAAAAAGUAAACAGCACAAGAUUCUUUUUCAUAGGAAGAGAGGGCAAACUCCCAAGUUUGGUUUAAGCAGUGUUUUUUUCUCACACUCCACAACAUUCAACUGUCUCCCACUCUUCCAAAGUCUGCACACACACACUCUCUCUGGUGAGUUCCAGUAAGCCCCUUUGUGUAUCUUGAAAUUGGCUGAUCAGUUAAAUGCAGAAAUCGUCCUAGGAACUGUGCAGAAUUCUAAGGAAGCGUGCAAAUACGAGACGAAACUUUGGAGGAAAGAAGAGUUGAUCUGAGUGCCGGACGUCUAAUUCAUGCUCUGUUUGAGAUAGUUCUGAAAAGGGGAUGGGCCAGAGAAGACUUUGAAACUAUGCAAAAUGACAGGCAAGAGGAUGUGGAGCGCGCAGACACCACUUCGCCAAUUCCAUGGUAUUCCAAAUGAAAUUCUGAUGAAGUUGGAAAAGAAAGAUCUGGUCUGGGAAAGAUACUAUGGUCUCUCUUCACAGGAGAUUGGUGAACACUCCAUAAAUUUAUUCAUCAGUUCCCAAAGCUAAACCUGAGCGCACACGUUCGACCGAUAACUCACUCUGUUUUGAGGGUUGAACUGACCAUUACCCCUGAUUUCCAUUGGGAUGCAAGGUCCAUGGGUAUGUGGAGCCGUUUUGGAUCAUUGUUGAGGAUAAUGAUGGCAUAUAUAUUCUUCAUCAUGAAUAUUUCAUGCUGAAGAAACUGUAUAUUGAUGAGGACCAUACUCUGAAGAAGACAUACAUACUGUAUUUUAUUUGUGAUUCUUAUCUAGGGUGUGAUCAGGAGUAUAGCAUCACUGUGGAUGUCAAGGAGGCAGCAAAUAUGGAAGAGGAUAGUUGAAGACGAUGUGCGAUGCUGAGCAAAACUGUGAUGACUGGAUCUUCAUAGACUCUGGUUUGCUGAGCUACCUGCAUAGAAUGCAUGCGCUAAUAUAGAUAGUGGUGUUGGGCCGAUGACAUGUGUAUGUGCACAACACCUAUGAUAAACCACAAGUGUUGAGCAUCAACAGCUUCAGUCAAGUGGCUUUGGGACAUUUCAAGCUCAAGACAGUGUUGAAGGUUCCAGCUUCAUUUUGUCUCAAGUAUAGAAGAAGUCGUGCUUGAGAAAACAUAGGAGCACUUUCCUAUGUCCGAAGAAGCAGUUUUGCAUCUCCAAAGCACUUGGAUUUCUCCAUAACCAAAUCUGAGCAUGGUAUUAGAGUCAUCUAUUCAUGAUCUCUGGGCCUGUUCUCGCUUCUUUUCUUGGCUUGAUUCUUUGUUAUUCCUUUCAAUUGUCCGAUACAGUCUAAUUGAGCUAAAAACACUUUUAAAAUAUUAGCAAGUAGCACGUGCAUUGCACGUCUAGAAUUAUAUUUUUUAGGAGUGAAUAUAUCACUUAUCAGUUAUAAAAGAAUAUUGAACUCAACAAAUUUAUUUAUAUU